CCAAUGCUGACUACCUUUCAAGAUUUCCUUUACCCACAGAAAUCGAUGGAAAAGAAAUCAAUACAGAAUCCGUUCUACAAAUUCACCAAAUCGACCUACUUCCAGUGACCCAGAAAGAAAUUAAAAAUCAAACGCUAAAGGAUCCAGAGCUUAAAAAUUUAUAUUUAUCUCUACAAGCUGGUAACUUGUUACCAACAGGCUAUUCGCAAACCGAAUUUGAAUUGUUGGACGGUUGUAUUUUUAAGGGAAUACGGGUUGUCAUACCAAAAUCUUUACAACACAAAAUUUUACAAGAACUUCAUAGUGCUCACGUUGGCAUUGUUAAAAUGAAGGCACUCGCGCGUAGCUAUGUAUGGUGGAAAGGAAUAGACUCCGACAUUGAAGCACUGAGCAAACAUUGCAUGCAUUGUUCGAAUGUAGCAAACUCGCCUGCCAAAGUAUACCAUCCUUGGGAAUAUGCAUCAUCCCCAUGGCAACGUAUCCAUAUUGACUACCUAGGACCUUUUAUGAACACUUACAUCCUUAUUAUCGUAGAUGCUUACACAAAAUGGAUAGAGGCAAUACCGAUGAAAAAUAUUACUGCAAAUGCUACAAUACGCAUUCUUCGUGACAUCUUCUCUCGUUUUGGAUUACCAGUUACAGUAGUAUCGGAUAAUGGCAGCCAACUGAAAUCGACAGAAUUUGAAAUGUUUUUAAAAUCAAAUGGAAUUCACCACAAAUGCAUCGCACCUUAUCACCCUGCGACAAAUGGACAAGCUGAACGAUAUGUCCAAGUGGUAAAAAAGGGAUUGCGCAGUAUGAUGAACGAACCGGGAGAUCUACAUUUUAAAUUAUGUCAACUUUUACUGCAGUAUAGGAAGUUACCAAAUUCAACCACAGGUAUAAGCCCUGCAGAACUGAUGUUCAAAAGACCCAUAAGGACCAAGAUCGAUCUAGUGAAACGAAAUGUAAAAUCGGAACAGGAUAAUAGAGAAAGGAGAAUAUGUAUGGCUCGGAAAUUCAGCAUUGGUGACAGGGUUCAAGUGAGGUGUUACGCUAACAAGGUCUAUAAAUGGAAAUAUGGCGUGGUAACAUCACAAACAGGACAUCUACAUUAUAACGUUAUUGUAGAUGGAAUUGUACAUAACUACCAUGUGGAUCAAAUGAAAGCAACCGCAGUAGAAAACCGGCAAUAUGUUCCAACCAAAGAAAUUCAGGAGCCUCAAGUAAAACCUAAAAUUGAACCACCACCUACAGAGGUAGAGUCCGAAGGAUUACCAGUACCUGAAGGAAAUCAUGGACCCAAUGAUACAAUUCCAAUUUUGGAUGCAACGAUACCUACAAGUUCAGCGGAAGAACCAAUUGAACGUGAACAGGGAUCAACUAUUCCACGAAGGUCGACCCGAACAAGGAAACCACCAACCAGAUUAGACUUGUAAUAUUAUUUUCUUUCAGAAAUAAUUAGUUCUUUCUCAUGUUACUCAUUUAUACCAUUGUAAUGAAUUAUUCUUUGUGGGGAAGAGUGUUAUAUAUAUGUGUACGUAGACGGAACGGGAGACACAGAGGAAAUGACAUGUACUUUUUAGGUUAUGCUUUUUUACUGACUUACUAUGAAAUAUAUUAAGUGUACAAACGAAUACUGGUAUUCUGAAUUAUUCGACUUGAAGACUACGUGCCGAACAUAACAAAAUCCACUACAGGAUAUAAUUCAGCAUAGUUCGAACAAAUUAAACUAAAAAUCGUCAUUAGAAAACUCCAUCUUAGACAUUGAAGUUGAUAACACUAGGUACAUUACUGGAAGAGUGAGUUGAUCUACUUUGCGAUCGAAAAGUUUAAUUGCACACGAUGUGAACAGCUUCUCAGAAAACCACAUCAAACCAUAAUGACGCCAAGGAACUAUUAAUUUUACACAAAUCCUUUGAAAAUAGGAAAAAACGCUGUGGCAUCGGCCAUAUCUGUUAAAUUGUUGCUAAGAACUUUAAAUUUUGUAAAUGGUCUUUGUAAUACUAUUAAGAGUAGUUCAAACAAAAAUGUACAGAAUCAAAAAUUAAACGAAUGAAACGUCAUAAAUUUGCUUGCGUUCAUAUGUCGUCCCAUUCGACGUCAUCAUUAGUACGUGCAUUGCAAUGUGUUUAAUAAGUUGCCUAUUUAACGCAAAUAUUCGCUACAGUAAGCGGCUGCCAUUUUUCCCUAUUUCUCCGU
Messenger RNA from Photinus pyralis (common eastern firefly), 2181 nucleotides. RefSeq lists its product as uncharacterized. NCBI's taxonomy places the organism in Eukaryota, Metazoa, Arthropoda, Insecta, Coleoptera, Lampyridae. Gene Ontology annotation, biological process: DNA integration. Bases 327 to 1418 code for a protein of 363 amino acids. The record is from RefSeq and is a predicted model, not a curated record. The transcript has 2 exons. Gene Ontology annotation, molecular function: nucleic acid binding.